AAUACGGGGAAAAUGUUACAUAAUUCUCUGUAGAUUGUUAUAAACUAUAUUUAUUUCCUUUAACUGUUUGUCAUUUUAUAAGUUCUGGUUUAGUUAUUUGGUCAAAAAGUUGUGUACCUACAGUUUUUGUUGAAUAAAGCUUCAUUUCCAAAAGUUGCCAAACUUUUAUAUUACACUAAGAAAGUUAAUAAUCAAAUGAUGUAGCAUCUAGAGGUCUAAAAAACAACAAGGAAUAGACAUUAGACGGUAACAUUCACGUUGAGAUCGGUAUGGAUAUAUGUUUCGCGACAGGCAGUGCUACAUGUAUCUGAGAUUUCUAUCCAUGCUUCAAUUGCUCCAACACGUUGAGAUGAGCUCAGGAAACAUCAGUUCAAUUGAAUCAAUAAAUUCAAAAAUUCCUCCCAAAACUCACGAUCUUCCAUAUUGGAAACAACACUGUUUAUAUUUUAGUAGCGCGAUACUGUGGUGAUACAGAGGGCGAUACCAUCUGAUACCAAUACAGCGAUACUGAGACAGACAAAUACACAGUGAGAUUUGUAUUCAGAUACUGAUACUGAAAACAUAUAUCGAUACCGAUCUCAACGUGGAUUAGGCCCUUAACGCAAUGCAAGUACAUAUCAUCAAACAAGUAAUAACAAUAAGCAUUUACAGUUUUUAUUGUAGACUGUAUUUCAGAAAUUAAUUAUCAAUCUACCGAAAAAAAAAUCAUAUUUUGCUAACAAGAAAAUGUAAAAGCGUGUAUCACUUCAUCCGUAAUCCACUCCUGAAUAAACAUCCCUCCAAAAAUCCUGCGCCAAACUCUCUACUACAAAACGCAAUCCCAAAAAAAAAUCAAUACCCACCCUGCAAACAAGAAAACUGAGGUUAAGCGUCAGCAGGACCUGCUGGCCCCAUUAAAAUUGUUAUCCUGUCCCUCCUGGAGCCCCCUACAGCCACUACGCUGCUGUACAAGGUGUUCCCCAGUCCCGGCAUAGCCCGCAGCGUUUGGGCUCUGCCCCAGCAGGCUUCCUGCAAUAUGGUGGCCGAUGCGGAACAUCCUGCGGCUCCUGACCAGCACGAGAAAGACGGGGGCGACGUUGCGGACAUUGCGGAACAAAGUCACAGGAAUAUUUUCGAUUUGGUUAAGGGCAGUGAAAUCGGCGACGUAGAAGAAUACGUGGAAAAAUACGGCGUAGAAGUAUUGAGAGCCAGAGACGAAUGGGGCUACACGCCAGCGCAUUGGGCAGCUCUCGACGGCAAUGUAGAUCUGAUGAGAUUUUUCAUAGAUAGAGGAGCUCCGAUCGAUCUACCGUGUUUAGGGACUCAAGGGCCAAGGCCUAUACAUUGGGCGUGUAGAAAAGGUCACGCUGCCGUGGUCCAAGUGUUGCUUCAAGCCGGAGUAACUGUCAAUGGGGCUGAUUUUAAAGGGCUCACUCCUUUGAUGACUGCUUGUAUGUUUGGUAGGACAGCUACAGCCGCUUAUUUAUUAGGAAUGGGUGCAUUCAAUCAUCUAGUUGAUAUUAAUGGAGAUACAGCAAUGCAUUGGGCAGCCUAUAAAGGUCAUCCAGAUCUUUUAAAACUCUUAAUGUACUCUGGAGCUAGUUUACAAAAAUCUGAUCAUUUUGGUUCUACUCCUCUACAUCUUGCUUGUCUUUCGGGCAGCUUAAGCUGCGUAAAGCUUCUUUGUGAGAAAAAUGACCUAGAUUUAGAACCAAAAGACAAAAACGAUAAAACUCCUUUGAAUCUGGCAAUCGGUCAUAGACACAUCGACAUUGUGGAUAUUCUUCAUACAGCAAUUAAAAGGAGAUCGGGCUGGUUUCCGCCAGUUAGUGAAAUCUGGGGCUUGCUAUUUGGCAGAGCCGGUAAUUCUAAAGCCCCAUUAGUAUUUUUCAUGUCUACAGUAUUAUUGUGGGUAUAUCCAAUGUAUAUUAUAAGAGUAAUCCCAAUUACCUGGAACAUAUUACGCGGUUCCCAUUAUUGUUUCAUCUACUGGAACAUUGUAAUGUGGAUUUGUUGGAUAGUGGCCAACAGAAAAAACCCCGGCUACAUUCCAAUGAAUUCGGACUCUUAUGCUCGCUCCAUCAAACAAAUCCCGUACUUUGACAAAUGGAAAAAACGUAAUGCGGUUUUAAAUCGACUCUGUCACACUUGUAGAACGCUGAGGCCGAUCAGAGCUAAGCAUUGUAGAGUUUGCAACAGGUGCGUUUCCUAUUUCGAUCACCACUGUCCCUUCGUCUACAAUUGUGUUGGAUUGAAGAAUCGCACUUGGUUCUUUUUGUUUGUUAUGAGUGUAGCUAUUAAUUGUUCUUAUACUAUUUAUUUUGCUACAUACUGUAUAGCAAUAGAAGGAUUCGGUAUUAUGUAUAUUUUGGGCUUGGUGGAAGCGUUUGUAUUUUCUGGACUAGGAUGGAUUUUGACUUGCACUGCUGUUCUCCAUGCCUGUAUGAAUCUUACCACUAACGAAAUGGUCAAUUACAAACGUUAUCCUUAUUUGAGAGACAAAAGGGGUAGAUAUUACAAUCCAUUUUCCAGAGGUCCUGUUUUGAACCUAAUCGAAUUCUUCUUUUGUACUCCGGAUGACUUGGAAGAGGAACCUUUCUACGAGUACAUAUGAUGCAAAAAAAAAAUUACCGUCAAUGCCUUAACUACCUGUGACGUAAACGAAGAGUAAUUAUUACAAUGAUGGGCUCAAAUGGAAGAAGUGGCUUCUGCAAUUAAAUGUUUUGUUGCCAAAAUGUUAAGGCUCAUUUAUUUAUAUAUCAAUAAUUGCUGUGAUAAGCAUAUAUUAAUUUAAUGUUGGGCUUCACACAAAUUCAAAUACCAAAGAGGACAAAUAGAAUUCAAGAAAUCUUGUCCAAGCUUUUGCCGCAUUAAUGUAUUUAUUUCAUAAAUUAAAAAUGGAUUAAACAUAUUUUUCUCGAAAUUUGGAAUCUUCAGAAAGUUUAUUAGAAUAUUUUCUAACUCAAAAUUUAAUAAAACAAAAUGCCUAAUUUAUAAUUAAUUAUUGUUAUUUUUUUUUGUUGCCCAACAUAAAUUCCUAGGGUUUUUAACCCACGAAAAAGGUCAUUGCUUCGAUAGUAUAACAAACUGGUUUCGAAGAUGGGCCCGUUGCACCUUGUAUCGAAGAAGAAAGUUAAUUUUUAGCUUGUUGAAGAAUAUUAGAUGAAAAGGGGCGCUUAAUACUGACCUAUGGUAAUAAUUUUGAUAGGUGGAUAGGGUUAGGAACUUUUUCUUCAAGGAAUUUUUGAUUCUGGGUGUUGUAAAUAAAGUUGUGUUAACAGAGAUCUAUAUACUUUAUAUACUUCCUCUAUUCCUUAAAAAUUUAAUUUCUAAUAUUCUAAUCGUUAUUCUUGUACCUAUAUUGAUUGAGUGUUUAGGUACCAUUUUCUGUAAAUUACUCCAACAUUCAAGGUUUUGUUUUUCUAUUUCAGUACCUUUUUGCCUGCACUGUUCUUAUUUGUUGAUGUUUAAUUUCUUCAUCUUUGUGUUUUGUUGAGUUUCCCAAACUUUCACAUCUGAACAUUGAUAUUGGAAUGAUUCCUGAAUCCUGUUAAGUAUGUAUUUUGUAAUUCUAAUUUCCUAGAUUUUUUUUUUAUGUAAUUAUAUUUGCAUUAAAGCAAAAAAGAGUAAUUUAUAAAGACAGAGACAAGAAAAUCGAGAUCAAGAAGUAAAAGGAAAAAAGUAUGGUCUGGUUGGUGCACCCAUCCUCAAAAACCUGACCCAUGGUAAUCUUUGCCAAAAAUGUUCAUCCUUUUUAUCGUGGGGUGCAUGACCGAUUGAAAGAGUUUUGAAAUUUAGAGGAACCAAAAAUCAUGCCAUCCUGGAAUUACCAGAUUAUAUAUUUAAUGAGGAUUGAAACAAAGAAAAAAAAAAUUAAAAAAUGAUUUUUUUUAGGUCAAUUGAAAUUUAAAUAUCUACUUAUACAAAUUUUCUCUCUACGUUUUUUAAUGACCGUCCCCAAUGUGGUCCUGAUUAAAUUUGAUCAUAUAAUGAAGUUUUAAUUACCUAUUAAUAAAUGAUAAAAAAAAAUUGUUCUAAUUAUUUUUUUAGUUAAUUAAGUAAUCACUUUUCAACAU
This is a messenger RNA of Ceutorhynchus assimilis (cabbage seed weevil), 4055 nucleotides long. NCBI's taxonomy places the organism in Eukaryota, Metazoa, Arthropoda, Insecta, Coleoptera, Curculionidae. The record is from the annotation of a GenBank genome assembly.